UUAAUGGUCGGUUGACUUGGGAGUAUCUGGUGGUCGGCUGGGCACCAUCAUUGCGUUCUUAUGGGUAUACCGUAAAUAAAAGGGUGCUCUUAAUUGGUGGUCGGCUGAUUAAGCGUAUUCGGUGGUCGGCUGGCCCAAGUGAUGGUGGUUGCGCUCCUGAGUUAAUGACCAUAGAUAAGGCUGCGGCGCGGCGGAACGUACGGCUUGUACCACGGCCUUGCCUCUGUUCAAACAUAAUUGACACAACAAACAAGCUUUUAAUGAAUAGAUUGAAAAUCAAACGCGACUACACAUGGGAUCCUGUCACUAAUGAGGCUACAAAAUAUAUUGACGAAUUAAUCGAUAAUUCUGACACUCGCGAUAAAUUCCGUUGCAAGCUUCAACUUUCAUUUGUUCCACCAAAUAAAAUAUACUCAUUUAGCAAACACUGA
Molecule: messenger RNA, 431 nt
Organism: Acaulospora morrowiae
Lineage: Eukaryota; Fungi; Glomeromycota; Glomeromycetes; Diversisporales; Acaulosporaceae
Source: the annotation of a GenBank genome assembly